Molecule: messenger RNA, 2241 nt
Organism: Acanthosepion pharaonis
Lineage: Eukaryota; Metazoa; Mollusca; Cephalopoda; Sepiida; Sepiidae
Source: the annotation of a GenBank genome assembly
AUGUCACCAAAUCUUGCAGGCUUCAAUUUUGUGGGUUUCUACCUGCGAGACAUAAAUAGUUCAGCUCUUGUUGACGUCACGUGGAAAGCCGAGUCUCAAAGUUGUGAAGCUAAAUCGCCACAUGUUUGGUUAAUGGACAACACAACCGACCGCGAGUCACUUAUCAAUCGGUCCCGGCAACAUCCUAACCCUGUGUUCAGCUGUAUUACAUUGCCUAUGCUGGGUCAGUUCAGCAGUUCCACAGAGAAUUUCAAUAGCAUCUAUGUAUUUCCCAAUGGUUUUCUCAUGCCAGAAAGGAACAACACAAUCAUGGUUCCUGACACAUACAGUCUGGUAACGGGAUUCAAUGUGAGGUAUUUAUCCAACUCAGGUGGAACCCUUGCUAUCUCUGUGACCUUCAAUAAGCCUCACAUGUUCCAUUCAGAGAACCAGACUGCAACUGUGUCAAUGUGCAUUGUUAAAGAUGGCUUCCCGGAUAUCAACAAUUUGGAAAAUUGUUCCAAUGGUGCUUUGCUCACUCUCAACUCAGUUCACAGACACCAGCACCGGCAGAAGAUUUACAUUCCUUACCCUGAAUUUGGGGACUACUAUGUGGCAUUCCGGAGUAGCUGUUUUUCUUUUAGUGGGAACAACACUAAAGAAGUAUGUGACUUACCGCCCUCUGUGAUGUUUAACAUUAUCCAAGCACGGUGUAAAGACGAAAAAUGCGGACGAUAUGGCCACUGUGCAGAAUAUAUCAGUGGACUGUUUGUGUUUAGCUCUUGCAGGUGUUUUGCAGGUUGGAGAGGUUAUGCUUGCACUGAUGAUACGAACGCCAACCCUGACAGUCUAGAACUUGUAGCAGUCUUGCUACUGACUAUUAGCAAUGGCUUCUUCAUCCCUGCUAUCAUUUUGGCUUUUUACCGACGCUUCUUCUUGGAGGGAACUGUCUACACCUUUACCAUGUUUUUUUCUGCAAUAUACCAUGCCUGUGAUGCUAGCAAUUUAUAUCAAUACUGCAUGAUGCGUUAUGAAGUUCUCAGCUUCAGUGACUUUCUCGGCAGCUAUAUGGCUGUGUGGGUGACACUUAUGGUCAUGACACGGCUUCCUGACAGACUGCGGACCAUUUUUGUUGUCAUGGGGGCUUUGUUUUUGGCCUUGGCUGUUGACUAUGACAAACAUGGACUACUUUUAAAUAUCAUUCCUUUGGUGCUUGGGGCUAUGAUGGUGUUUUUAUCUUGGGGUUACCAAUGUCGGACACGGCACCAGUGUUAUCCAACAUGGCGGCGCUACGUCUAUUGCUUAUUACCUGGAGUGCUGCUCGCUUUAGCCGGCUUGCUUCUAUUCACCUUCUUUGAAACAGAGACCAACUAUAAAUAUGUGCACAGUGUGUGGCAUAUUCUCAUUGCCAUGUCCAUAGUGUUCCUGCUUCCACGACGCCGCUGUCCACCUGAUGAAGACAAAGUGGUGUUGAACCAUGACACGAACAGUGCCAGUGAUGGCAGAGAUGGGCAGUCUUCGCAACAAAUGGAUUGCUCAUCCUCAUCAUCCCCUUCAUCUUCCUUCUGCUGCUGCUGUGUUCCAAUCUCUAUCUAUCCCAGUCUGUUUCUUAUCUAUCUAUCUAUCUAUCUAUCUAUCUAUCUAUCUAUCUAUCUAUCUAUCUAUCUAUCUAUCUGUCCGAAUCUGUUUAUAUAUCAUGUGUGUCUCAAUCUAUUUCUCUCUCCUCUCAUUCUCUGUCUCACUCAAGCUAUCUCUCUUUAUCUCUCUCUCUCUCACCAUGUUCAUAUCUAUCUGUCUAUCCCAACCUGUACAUAUGUGUCUCAGUCACUUCAUCACUCUCUCACUCUUUUUCUCUCUCUCUAUCUCAGCAUGGUUAUAUCUAUCUAUCUAUCUAUCUAUCUAUCUAUCUAUCUAUCUAUCUAUCUAUCUAAUCUCUUCAUAUUUCAGCCUGUUCAUGUGUAUCUCAGCCACUUCCUUUCUCUAAGUUUUUUUCUCACACACAGUCCCACUUUCUCUGUAUCAGCAUGUUCAUAUCUAUCUAUCUAUCUAUCUAUCUAUCUAUCUAUCCAAACCUGUUCAUAUAUGUCUUGGCCACUUCAUCUUUCUUCCCAUCUAUCUCCCUAUGUCAGCAUGUCCAUAUCUAUCUAUCUAUCUAUCUAUCUAUCUAUCUAUCUAUCUAUCUAUCUAUCUAUCUAUCUAUCAGUAAAACAAAAUAGUCUUCUGUUCAUUAUCUAUCUAUCUAUCUAUCCCAAUCUGCACUGA